AACACAAACCUGAACUCAGAAGAUUGUCAUAUAUACAGCUCCUGAGUGAGCUUGAGUUAUCCCCAUGGCGACUUCACCUGAACCCAGGUCCGAAAACCCAAUUGAUUUUCGUGCCCCGCCUCCCUCUCCGGUAGCCUCCGGACGCCGAUCGACUGUCACCAAUGAUGACAUCCUCACCGAAUUCCUCCACCACUCCCUUCGUGUCCCCGACCUCAUCUUGCCCCAUAAGGUCUUUCCCCGCCAAAAAUUCAUUGAAAGUCCCCCAGUGAUUGAUUUACAAUCCUUGACUUCCAAGGAAAGUGAUUCAAUACCCAAGAUUCUGGAUUCUAUAUCCGGAAUUGGGUGCUUUCAGCUGGUGAACUACGGAAUUCCGCCUGAAAGUAUGAGUGCCGCAUUGGCUGCCGCCACUGGCAUUUUCCAUGUCCCACCAGAAAAGAAGGCGGCGGCGACGAGGUCGUUGGAAAGGCCAUACGGCUUUGAAGAAGGUCAUGAAGAGGAGGGCGAGAGUGAGUUGAGUGAAGAGUUUGUAUGGUGUAGAGAUGAAGCUUUGAAGUUGGAAAUGGAGGGAGUCUGGCCAGCAGGAUAUUCAAAUUUCAGCGAGAAAAUGGAAGCCCUGAUGUUUGAGAUAGAGAAGGUUGCUGAGAAAAUUCUAUUGGCCCUCUGGGAAAGUUUUCUAAGAAAACCAAUAUACGAAAAUGAAAUGACACAACAACAAGAACUUGGGUCAUCAGUGUGUUGUCUCUACAAGCAUAGCAAGAAUGUACCAGCCGACAAGUGGUAUGAUGUGAUCAGGAUGCUAAUAAGGGGUACCGAUUUAUCCCAUUCCUUGUGUCUGCAUUUAUGUGAUGGGUCUUCAGAGUUUCACGUCUACUCCAAGAAAGGUUGGGUUUCUUUUAUCCCAGAGAAAGGUGCCCUGAUAAUCACUGUUGGAGACCAAAUCCAGGCAUUAAGUGGUGGACACUACAAGCAUGUGAUAGGAAGACCAAUCUUUAAAGAUGAGAAAGAUGACUGUAUAUCAAUGGCUUUCCUCUGUUCCCCUCCUCCAACCACCAGUACUGCCAAUGCUGCCGCCACCGCCACAACCAGCUGCUCAAAAACAAAGAGGGAAAAGACUAUCUCGCUGAGUCAACAAGCCUUGGUGGCUUUGUUUUUGACUCUUAUAUACCAAAUUUUCGUUUACGUUUCAAAGAAAUUUUGAUGUUUGUAUCCAAAAUGUGUUUACAAUUAUACAUAUAUACUCUACUCCUUUGGUUGCA
Molecule: messenger RNA, 1256 nt
Organism: Carya illinoinensis
Lineage: Eukaryota; Viridiplantae; Streptophyta; Magnoliopsida; Fagales; Juglandaceae
Product: 1-aminocyclopropane-1-carboxylate oxidase-like
Exons: 3
Coding region: 65-1198 (377 amino acids)
Source: RefSeq, a predicted model, not a curated record